This is a messenger RNA of Macadamia integrifolia, 783 nucleotides long. Its product is annotated as non-specific lipid transfer protein GPI-anchored 5-like. Lineage: Eukaryota; Viridiplantae; Streptophyta; Magnoliopsida; Proteales; Proteaceae. Gene Ontology annotation, molecular function: lipid binding. The coding region runs from base 100 to 603 and encodes 167 amino acids. The record is from RefSeq and is a predicted model, not a curated record. Gene Ontology annotation, biological process: lipid transport. The transcript has 3 exons.
CGCACAGCGCAGCACAGCAACUUAGACACACAUCUCUCGACGUCUCCCACACAAUUGGAGUGACAACACUAGCCAUUGUACCCAGCAACAUCUAUUGAAAUGGCAACAAAAGCAAUGGAAAUCGGAAUCAGUCUGGUAGCAGUUCUCAUGGCCAUGCUCUGGGUAGGAGCUUCAGCUCAAUCCAGUUGCACAAAUGUGCUUGUCAGCAUGUCUCCAUGCCUCAACUACAUCACAGGGAACUCAUCAACUCCAUCUUCCUCAUGCUGCUCUCAGCUUGCCAGUGUUGUGAAGUCACAACCACAGUGUCUCUGCCAGGUCCUCAGCGGUGGAGGCUCUUCGUUGGGAAUCAACAUCAACAAGACCCAGGCACUGGCACUCCCCGAUGCCUGCAAUGUCCAAACUCCAUCUGUUAGCAAGUGCAAUGGUACAGCUUCACCAUCACCAGCAAAAACACCAAGCACUCCAUCAUCAGGAACUGGAUCCAAGACUGUCCCAUCAACAGACGCAUCAUCAUCAGAUGGAAGCAUUUGCAAAUUGUCAUUUUCUUUGCUAUUCUUCCUUCUCUUUGUUACAUCAUAUACUUCAACCUUCGCCAGCUUCUAAGUUCUGUUUGUCCACGUUUGGUCCUGUCACAAUUAGUAUGAUUCUUUAUGUAUUCUUGUUCUUUGGUUGAGUGGGAUUGUAUUAUUUAUUUUCGAGAGAUUGGCUUUGUAUUAUUCAUUUUUUUGAGAUGAGUAUUGGAAUUUGAAUAAAAUAAGAGCUGUAUUACUCUCCUUCUCAAAA